UUCUUAUUUUAUUUUACUUUACUUUUUUUUUAUUUUUAUUUUUUUUUUUGUCGCGUAUACACAUAAAAUGGCAGAACCAGUGGAACUAGCUUCUGAUUCACAACCAUUGUCUAUGAAUGUCUUGAGCAUCAUCAAUGAUUCUCGAAUGACAUAUGGUUUAAGACAUCAAGACUUUCAGCGUUAUCGGGAAUAUUGUGCCAAUCGAGUUCGUCGUCUUCGACAAAUUCUUAAACUAAGUCAACCUAAUAAUAAAAAAGUAAAUGUUUCUAAACCUCUUCCAGAGAUUAUCAAUGAUGUACGCUAUCUACAUUUGUUUGUCUUUGAUGUUGAAAGAGCAUGGUCUUAUGCUAUGGAACUAAAGCAAGAGUCAAGUAAUAGUAUGGAAACACGUCAUCAUUAUCAUAUGAUCAAACGACUUAAAAGAGCUAAUCAAUAUGCUGAAACCCUAUAUCAGUUAUGUACAAAACAAAAUGUCGAGAAAAAAACUGUAUUAGAUGUUAAAGCAUAUGCUUCGUUAAUGAAGGGCUAUCUUUAUUUUGAACAACAAAAUUGGAAAGAUGCCUUGUCCCAAUUUAUUGAAACAAGAAUAAUUUAUGACAGCUUUGCAAAAUUAGAUAGCACAACAGAACAAGAAGCACUUUGUUAUGCUACAAUUGAUCAAAUAGAUCCUAAUAUUCGUUUUUGCGGUUAUCGUCUUCAUUUACCUGAAGGACAAGAUGUUGAACGUAUUGUUACUAACUAUGCUGAACAAAUGGUCGAAUUGAAAGAACAACUUGAUCUUUUAACUCAGUCAUCUACCAAGAAGGAAUUGAAACAGUUUAAAUGGCGUAAUAAGGACUUUACUAUUAAACAUCAAGAUUUAGUGAAUGCUAUUACAAGAGCACAACAAGUAGAAAAAGAUGAAGCAAAAUUAGUACAAGCUUGGAGAGAAGCUGAAAAAGUAGCUAAAAGGGCAAUCAAGGAAAAUAAGAUAUCUACAGCUAAGGUGACCUCAUCUAAAUCUGCUAAAACAACAGAAGAUUUACAACGUGCUUUUGCCUUUAUUGAAUAUCACUUAUUUGGUUAUCUGAUUCAACGUAAUAUACGACUUAUUCAUGAACAACAAAACAAUCAACACAUUAUCAAGUUAUAUGAUGAUAUUUUAAAGGAUAUUGAAUAUAUUUGGGAUUUACCUAAUUUGAAGCAAGAGGAUAUAUCGCUUGACAAUGAAUUAAAUAUUUUAUCACUUUAUUAUAAAGGCCGUCGAUGUGUUCAAGUAGCAAUUACUUAUGCAGACAUGAACAAGGUAGUAGAAUCACUUGCACUUUAUCAAAAGGCUCAGACUUAUCUUGUUCAAGCUAAACAACUCAAAUUGAAACAACAAGCAGUUGAGAAUGUUCAUGAUGAUGAUAGUACUUUAUAUUUACAAGUGACAGAUGCUGAUAUUUCAAAUUUGGAACAAUCGAUUCAAUCAGGAACAUGGAAGUCACGCGCAACAUAUUAUCUUGAACAUGAUACAGAUGAGCAUCAGCUUGUACAAGAAAUGGAACAAUUGAUGGAUGAUGACUAUCUAAUGGAUGGAUUAGAUUCUUAUCCUAAGCAUAUUCAACGUCAUCAUCUGGUUGAAUUUCCACCUCAAUUCAAGCCUGUUGCCUGUAAGCCGUUUUAUUUCGAUUUAGCAGCUAAUUUUGUUCAAUAUCCAGAACAAGCUCUGAAGGAGCGUAUUGCGACAAAGAGCAGUGGAGGAGGAUUUUGGGGACUCUUUGGUGGUGGUAGAAAAUAAAUAAAUAAUAACUGUGUUUUAAUUCUUAAUAGUGAUUUAGUCUGUCCGGC
This is a messenger RNA of Cokeromyces recurvatus, 1812 nucleotides long. RefSeq lists its product as uncharacterized. Gene Ontology annotation, cellular component: signal recognition particle, endoplasmic reticulum targeting. Gene Ontology annotation, biological process: SRP-dependent cotranslational protein targeting to membrane. The transcript has 7 exons. The record is from RefSeq and is a predicted model, not a curated record. Bases 68 to 1762 code for a protein of 564 amino acids. Gene Ontology annotation, molecular function: signal recognition particle binding; 7S RNA binding; endoplasmic reticulum signal sequence receptor activity. NCBI's taxonomy places the organism in Eukaryota, Fungi, Mucoromycota, Mucoromycetes, Mucorales, Mucoraceae.